Messenger RNA from Empidonax traillii (willow flycatcher), 1031 nucleotides. Its product is annotated as protein Smaug homolog 2-like. The annotation marks the transcript as partial. Gene Ontology annotation, biological process: regulation of mRNA stability; nuclear-transcribed mRNA poly(A) tail shortening; negative regulation of translation. NCBI's taxonomy places the organism in Eukaryota, Metazoa, Chordata, Aves, Passeriformes, Tyrannidae. The transcript is spliced from 8 exons. Gene Ontology annotation, cellular component: P-body. Gene Ontology annotation, molecular function: protein binding; translation repressor activity; mRNA binding. The record is from RefSeq and is a predicted model, not a curated record.
CCCUGCCCUGCCAGCUGCACCCCAGCCCACUGAAGCGCUCGCUGUCACUGGUGCCCAGCAGCCCCCAGCCCGGCCAGGGGGGUGAGUGGGCGGGGGGCGGAGGCCCUGAGGACACCCCCUCGGCCCCAAGGGCCCCCCCCCCGUUCGGGGAACACGCCCCCCUGUCCCCCCAGAGCAGCGUGGCCUCAUCGGGCAGCGAACACACUGAGGAGCCCGGCGGGCGCAACUCCUUCCAGGAGGACGGCAGCGGCAUGAAGGACGUCCCCUCGUGGCUCAAGAGCUUGCGGCUCCACAAGUACGCGGCGCUGUUCGCCCAGAUGAGCUACGAGGAGAUGAUGACACUGACAGAGCAUCACCUGGAGUCGCAGAACGUCACCAAGGGCGCCCGGCACAAGAUCGCCCUGAGCAUCCAGAAGCUGCGGGAGCGGCAGAGCGUCCUCAGGGCGCUGGAGAAGGACAUCCUCGAGGGGGGCAACCUGUGGACGGCGCUGCAGGAGCUGCAGCAGAUCCUGGUGACCCCCAUCAAGGCCUUCCGGCCCCCUCCAGCUGCGCCCCCCCCUCCCGGGACCCCCGACGGAGCCCCCCCGGCCCCUACUCCUGACGCCUUUGCCUCUCCCCCGGCCCCCGACACUGAGGCCCCCGCGGCCCCUGUCCCUGACGGGGACAUCCCGGGCCAGUUCACCCGGGUCAUGGGCAAGGUGUGCACCCAGCUCCUGGUGUCGCGGCCAGAUGAGGAGAACAUCACCAGUUACCUCCAGCUGCUCGAGAAGUGCCUGAGCCACGAGGCGUUCACGGAGACGCAGAAGAAGCGGCUCCUGUCCUGGAAGCAGCAGGUGCUGAAGCUGCUCCGCGCCUUCCCCAAGAAGGGGCCCCUGGACGGUCCCCCGGGCUACCGGCCCCCCAAGGGCUGGGCCUUUGGCUCCAACUCUCUCCCCAUAGCUGGCUCUGUGGGGGGGGGUCGCCCCCUCCUCACCUUGAAGUCAGGGAACACUGGCAUCACCUCCAUGGGGGUCACACGGGGUUUGCUGUAG